This is a messenger RNA of Bombina bombina (fire-bellied toad), 5655 nucleotides long. It is a transcript of the gene PPP1R12C, whose product is annotated as protein phosphatase 1 regulatory subunit 12C. Gene Ontology annotation, biological process: signal transduction. Gene Ontology annotation, molecular function: enzyme inhibitor activity; phosphatase regulator activity; protein kinase binding. Gene Ontology annotation, cellular component: cytoplasm. Bases 78 to 2654 code for a protein of 858 amino acids. The record is from RefSeq and is a predicted model, not a curated record. The transcript is spliced from 22 exons. Lineage: Eukaryota; Metazoa; Chordata; Amphibia; Anura; Bombinatoridae.
AUCUAGACGUAAAGGGCGGCGGAGGAGAAGGAGAGGGGGGUCGGGUUAGGUGGCGGUAUUAGGGAGAUAAACAGAACAUGGCGGAAGGGGCUGCUGCCGCUGCGCAAGCUAAGGAAAGGCGAAAAGAGCAGCUUCGACAAUGGGCCCGUUCGUGCACCAAUCAGGAGGCGGCGGAGCCUCGUUGGCAACGGAGAAAGAGGCGUACUGGGGACGGAAAGCAGGAAGAUGAAGGGGAACCGGGAUCUAAGAGUGAGGGGGACGGGCGUACGGUCCGUUUUGAGCGAGCUGCGGAGUUCCUGGCGGCCUGCGCCAGCGGGGACCUUUUGGAGGCGGAGGAGAUGCUGCGAGGGUACUCGGGGGUGAUUGACAGCACUAACACGGAUGGCAUCAGUGCCUUGCACCAGGCCUGUAUUGAUGAGAACUUGGAGGUUGUAGAAUUUCUUGUAAAUCAUGGAGCUAAUGUGAACCAAUCUGAUAAUGAGGGAUGGACGCCUCUACAUGUUGCAGCCUCCUGUGGCUAUAUGGAGAUAGCAGAGUAUCUAAUUAAACAUUCUGCUAAUAUUGCUGCUGUAAACAGCGAUGGUGAUGUACCCCUUGAUAUUGCUGAAGAUGACUGCAUGGAGACUUUGCUCCGUGCUGAAAUCUCAAAAAGAGCAAUUGAUAUUGAAGCUGCUAAGCGGGAGGAAGAAGAGGUGAUGCUGCAGGAUGCCAGACAAUGGCUUAAUGCUGGCAAAAUUGAGGACUCUCGACACCCCAAGACUGGAGCAAGUGCACUGCAUGUUGCUGCAGCUAAAGGCUACAUUGAAGUCAUGAGGCUGCUUCUUCAGGCCAAUUUUGACUCUAAUCUUCGGGAUAAGGAUGGCUGGACACCCCUUCAUGCAGCUGCACACUGGGGAGUAGAAGAGGCCUGUCGACUUCUUGUAGAACAUUUCUGUGACAUGAAUGCGCUCAAUAAUGUGGGUCAAAGGCCUUGUGAUGUUGCAGAGGAAGAUAUCAUUAAUCUUUUAGAGGACCUUCAGAAGAAGCAAGAGGAUUUACGUAGUGAAAAAGAAGCAAAUUUAAAGCGAGCCGUAAUUGACACAUGCAUGGAACAGCAGCCAUUAUAUAUCAAUAAACACAGAAGAAGUUCUGUCUGUCGAAUGAGCAGCAAGGAAAAGAUAUCUGUGCAAGACCAAUCAAAGGAAAGAAAAACAUUAGGGACCAUUACUGUUGGUGAUGAGGAGAGUAGCUCCAGUUCUGAUGAGUCGGAGAAUACAAAUGAUCUUAAGAAGAAUGAACAAGUGAAAGAGAAUGGACUGUUGCCUGAAGCACAUAACAGUACCGUUAGCCCAUCUUCUGACCCAAAGUUCAAUGGGGCACCAAGCACCAUCACAGAAAAAUGUGAGGUCUCACUAUCCAACUUGAGAGCAGGCUUACGGAAAACUGGCAGUUUCGGUGUUCUGCAAGAUGCCAAACUAGAGGGAAGUAGCAGCAAAGAGCCUGGAAUAAAACGCUCUGCUUCCAGUCCCCGUUUGGACACCCAAGAAAGGAAUGAGCUUGUGGCUCGUGUUCCACCUACUCCAACCAGAAGGAUCUUCACUCUUCCAGAAACUGACACUCCACAUGAAACAAAGAAAGAAGAGACAGAAGGUGGACUUCAGAUGAAUAUUGAUACUGUUCCUUCCCCACAAUUGCAAACAAACACUUCCUCCAGCAUGAUUGCCACUUCCUCCACCUCCUCUUCCAGCACAAAUUCCAAUAGUGAUUUCCAAGACAGGCGAAGGUCAUAUCAAACUCCAGUACGUGAUGAAGAAUCAGAGUCUCAGCGGAAGGCUCGCUCACGACUCAUGCGACAAUCGCGGCGUUCCACACAGGGUGUGACACUCACUGACUUGAAAGAAGCUGAGAAGACAUUAAAUAAAUCAACUGAUUCUACCCUAACUACUGAGCCUAAAAAUGAGGAACAUGGGAAAGAAGAGGAUAAAGAGCAGCCUUUGGAAAAUUCUGAUUUGGCCAGAAGGAUCCGGCUACCAAGCACUGAAACAACAUCGUUUUCUCCUUCAUCUGUAAAUACUGUGAAUUCUCAAGCAAAGAAAGGUGAACUUGAAGCAACGAGCAAGGAAGAUAAUAAUGAAAACCAAAACCACUUGGCAAGAAGCAGGAGAAGAUGGAAUGAUCAACAGCCAGCAGUCAUUGGGACAAAUUCCCAUGAGAUGGUGGAAAAUGAAUGCUGUGAGCUAGUCAAUCACAGUGACUCAUCAAGACAAAGGGUAACAGAAAAUGUCAAUAGUAUUCUGCCUUACAGGGCAGGGACUUACAUGUUUCAAAAGCACAAUACCACUUUAGGCUCUAAGGAUGAGACUGAAAAAGACUAUAAGAAGUUAUAUGAAGAUUUGUUAUCAGAGAAUGAAACCCUGAAAGAGCAACUUCAAGAGACAGAACUGAAACUUACCCAGAUAAAGCUGGAGCUAGAGAGAGUCACACAGAGACAAGAGCGACAUGCAGAAAGACCCGCACUAUUGGAACUAGAAAGAUUUGAACGAAGAGCAUUAGAGCGAAAGGUGGCUGAGCUAGAAGAGGAAUUAAAGGUUCUUUCUGAUUUGAAAGCAGACAAUCAAAGACUGAAGGAUGAAAAUGCAGCCUUGAUACGAGUCAUCAGCAAACUGUCAAAGUGAACUGUCACUGAAACCUCUAAAGAUUUAUCAAGACCUAGCUGAACUUGACAACUAGAUCUUGGCCAAAAUGCUGACCAAUGGAUUUGUCAGCAGCUGCAGAGAGAUUUGUACUGGGAACAAAAAGCAAUGCCUCCGGACAUUGUGCUGCACACACUGGAGCCAAUCUUUCUGAAUGCCAGCAUCCUUGUUGUUUGACGUGCUGGAAAUGUGCUAGUUUAUCCUAGUUUAUCAAAUCGGUUUAUUCAUAUUUUUUUUUUAAUAUGUAUAUCUAUAAAUAUAUGCCGGCAAUGUAUAUUCCAAUGCUUCUGGGCAGUACCGCUGGCAUACCUUUAAAUUGUUUCUCUUUGUACUUGAUAACAAAUUGCCUCCCUUCUCAGUGUCACCAAAUCUUCACUAGUUAAAAAUGUACAUAGCUACAACUUCUAAGAACUAGACUGCUUUGUCCUGGUGCACAUUCGUGAACCAAUUCCUUUUAAGUCUAGCUCAAAACAAUUAUAAGAAGGCUUCUAUGAAGUCUCACUUGCAUCUUUUGAGCAAUAUAAAGAGGUAAAAUACUUAUGGUUAACAUACAGAAAUCAACUAGGUUAAGACGUCGGGAUUCCAAGAAAUGUAAUUAUAUUUAAGUCAUAAAUAACGUGCUCCGGUCUGUUACUGAAUCAUGCAGAGGUUCAGUGACCGUAAUUAAACACACCGUGGUUGCUGUAAUUUACGCUGUAGCAAGUUACUUUACACAGUUCCACACUGUCAUCCUUUUGUAAUACUUUUUACAUACUAGAAAGUGUACAAGUCUGUGUUUGCUUUAUCCAAAAAAAAAAAAAAUUGUUCUACCAAUUUAUGUAUUUGAAAGUGUAAAAUGUAUAACUUGUACUUCAUUCAGGGAGUUUAAACCACUUUUUUUCUUUUUUUUUUUUCUAAAAAAAAAAAAAAGCAGUCUGUCUUCUGCUUUCUAAUCUAACACUUUAUUUCCCUGUGUAGAUUUAACUUUCAGGCAUUGACCAGCUUAAUUGCAAUAAUGUUUUAACCACAUGAGAAAAUAAUUAUUUUAAUGUACUUACACGCUGUACAUUAAGUUUUAAUAUGGUCAGUAUUUUAAUUUCGAGGGAAUAUUGUGUGACUACAUAAGUGAAAAAUAUUCAGUAUUGUUCUAUGCAUACUUUCUUUAAGAUCUGUUGACCAGAUCUCUUGAAUUGCCCAAGUCUUUUUUUCUUCUUUUUUUUUUCAGAAACGCACUUUCCACAGUUUUAAAGAGAUUUUUAAAUGGCUAAUGUAACAAUGUAUCAUCAAUUUCCUUAUUUAAUUCCUUUAAAUCCCAAGUUUAGAUUGUAUAGUUAGGUGUUAAUGAAAAUAUAUAUAUUUUUUAAAUGUUGGUAUUAUGGUUCAUACUUGUCCUUAUGAUGUGCCAUUUUUGUCCUACAUGUUCCCAGACAGGCAAAUCCAUAACCUCUAGACUGCUAAGCCUAUGUCUUCACAUGAUUUAGGUACUUAAAGGGAAAUGAAACUCAAAAAAUUUCAUUCAUGAUUCCGAUAAAGAAUACUAUUUUAAACAGCUUUAUAAUUUACUUCUAUUAUCUAAUCUGUUUCAUUCUCUUUGUAUCAUGUGUUGAAAGAGCAAUGCACUAAUGGUUUCUAACUGUACACAUGGGUUAGCCAAUCACAAUCAAUAUAUUUAUCCAGCCACCAAUCAACAGCUAGAUCCUAGGUUCUCUGCUGUCCCAAGCUUGCCUAGAUAAACCUUUAAGCAAAGGAUAACAAGAGAAGGAAGCAAAUUAAAUAAUAGAAGUAAAUUGGGAAAAUUGUUUAAAAUUGUAUUCUCUAUCUGAAUCAUGAAAUAAUUUUUUGGGGUUUCAUGUCCCUUUAAAUGCUUUCUCCUAGAUUGGUUUCCUUAGUCAGAUUGGCUCUACAUUAACUAGGUAAAACAAAAAAAUGCUAAACAUUAGUCAGGUUGGGCUGACUUUAUAUAGUGUCGGUAUACUAUAAGGAGAUUAUUCUGACCAAAGCAUAUAAAAUCAAAUCAUUGGAGAAGCCACAAUAAACAGAUUCAUUAAUAGAAGAACACAACUAAAAAUUGUUGCAAGCAGUCUCUAGAAUGGACAAUAACAUGAAAUCCCAGUUUCUGCUUCCCCCCCAUACAUCUUUUGUGUAUUGCUGCUCAAUAAUGGUUGCCAGAAUAUACAACUGAUAUUUGAGCAUAUAUUCUCUCUGUAAGCCUGAGGUUUAUUUUUAUAUUGUAUUUAAUUUUUUCCUUUCUCAGGAAUUGGGAUGCUAAUUUAAGUCAUAGCAAAGGGCUUACCAAAAAUUGCCUCUUUUCACAUAAAAGAAAAACACACCCCAUACACAAUUGGUGAAAUUCACUCAUUAUGGUAACGUAUGGAGAAAAUAAACUACCACAGUGAUUAACAGUACUGCAUACUAUAUUUUUUACCUGUUAUCAUAUUAAACACAUUUCUGCUGUUUGCUACACAUGCAACAAUACUGUUCAUUGUUUAAGUUUUUUUUUUUUUAUAUAUAUAUAUACUAUCUGGAAGGCUGUCACUGCAUUUGUACAUCAUUUCUUGUGGUUUUAUAACCCUAAUUAUUUUACUGCCAUUUAUUUGCCUUCUCUAUGCCAAGGUCGGACCCAUAAUGGGUCACAGUUGCUUAUAUGUGACUUAUGUUUUAUGACUUGUAAAACUGUGCCAUGCGAGUUAAAAAAAACAAACCACAAAAGUCAGCUACAUGACUUGUUAUAUCUGUAUAUAAGGAAACAUAUUUUAUAUACACAAUGUUGAAAUGUGCAAUAUGCAUGGGUUUGUUUAUUUUACAGAGAAAUAUAAAUAUAUAUAUAUAUAUGUAUAGUGUAUUUGUUACAGCUGCAAGUACCUGUUACUCAUUGGGUGCCACAGGGCAAUGCAAUACAUUUGUUAGCAAUGAAUAGCCUGCUCUUGAUGCACUUGAUGAGUUUAAGCACAUAAAAAGAAAAUUAGCAAAAAUAAUUAAAAAAAAUAUAUAUAUAUACUUAAAA